UCAUGAGAUGGGAAGUCUAAAGCUUAUUGCGCAAAAGGAUAAUAUUAGUAUGCUCAUGUCUUUUCCCGACAUUUCCAUAUCUUUUCCACCCUCCCCUAAUUCAUGUGCGAAACUACAAAUUUGGCUAAUCUCCUACUCCAUCUAAUUACCCGCGUAAACUCCAACAAUCGAAAUAAACCUAAAAAUCCUUCUCAAUUGAUCAUGGAAGACCCAAAAUCACCCGAUGAAGACGACAAUUUCUUAGAUGCAUCCGACGAAUUCCCCUUCUAUGAUUGCCCUAAUUCCUUCGAUCCAUCAUCAUCAUGUUCAACAUUUUCUCUCUCAUCUCCUUCGAACACCAAUUUCUACGCCUCAAACCUCCGCCGUCGCCGAUCACAUCGGAAAUCGCACCGGGAUUCGCGCGACCGCGAGAAAUUGGCCGAAAAAUCGACUUUAACUACACUCGAAUCAACGUCGGAAAACGCCACCGUUUCGACCGUAAAUGCCGAGAUUAAAGAGAACUUAACAGUUACAUUGGGAAAUAAAAGUCCGGAUGAUUCGCCGACAGAGAGAGGGAAUGAUGAAGGGCAGUUAAGUUUGUUGGUUUUUCUAGCUGAAUUUAUAGUUAAAGCAAUUAUGUUCCAAAUUAAUUUAUUGAUUAGUUUUAUUACAUUUCCUUUUUGGACACUAUUUUAUGGUUUUAUGCUUGUUAUAAAUCCAUUUUAUGUAAUUGGAUUAGGUAGGAGUUAUUUGUUUCGGAAAUUGAUGAGAUUAUGGAGACUUGUUAGUGAUGCAUUGACCCCAUAUGUAUCAGAAUGGUUUAAGGAGCAUAAAUAUGUGUUGAACCUCGUGUUGCGUUAUGGUUGGGGGUUGUUUUGGUCUCUUUAUGUGUGUUCUAUACUGGUCAGUUUGUUGAUUUUGGCGUUCGUGAUUGGUGGGGUGAUGAUGAGGUUUUAUGUUGUCCAAGAGCCGUUUCAGUUAAAGCAGGCAUUGAAUUUCGACUACACGAAAACUAGGCCGGAAGCAUUCGUGCCUAUUAUAAGUUGCGAGGCUGUGGAAUGUGGCGAGAAAUAUGAGGGUGUGAGUGUUGGGAGUGGUUUAAGAGUUAUACCUCUUAAUCACAAGUUGCAGGCUACUGUUUCCUUGGCUUUGCCGGAGUCUGAUUAUAAUCAAAAUUUGGGGAUGUUUCAGGUAAGGGUCGACUUCGUGUCAGAGAAGGGUAAAUCUCUUGCCAGUUUAAGCCAUCCAUGCAUGCUGGAGUUCAAGAGUAAACCGCUCCGUCUAUUAUUGACAUUUUUCAAAAUCAUCCCUCUGGUUGCUGGGUAUGUGUCCGAGUCACAAACCCUAAACCUAAAAUUUAGAGGGUAUACCGAGUCUGCCCUUCCUACUGCUUGCUUGAAAGUUAUACUCGAACAAAGAGCAGAGUUCCGGCCAGGUGCGGGUAUUCCUGAAGUAUAUAAUGCAUUUUUACAUCUGGAAUCUGAACUCCCGUUCUUUAAACGAAUCCUAUGGUAUUGGAGGAAAACUAUAUUUGUUUGGGUCAGUAUGACGUUGUUUGUGGUGGAAUUGUUGUUUGCUCUGGUAUGCUGUAGAUCUGCAAUUAUGCCAAGAACAAGAGCAAGGGGUAAUGCUGCUUGAAACAACAUCUCAUCCACUUCAAAGGUAGUUUCUGAUAUCUGCUAGCUCCUUUUCUUUCAUCAUGAAUAUGGUGGAGGAUUCAAACCAGUGCUUCAGAUUUUUUUGAACUAUUUUUGUGCUAACCUGUAAAUUUCAGUUGAUUUUUUCUUCUUUUCCCCUAGAGAGAUUUCUUUCUUUUGUUUAAUUCUUUUUUAACAUGUCAUAGUUGUCAUAGCAUUUGUCUCAACUUGAAUAUCGUUGUACAUCUCUAAAACACAAUUUCGUGAGGUGAAUAUCUUAUAUUGGAUCUGUACAUUUUCAAUGGUAAUUAUUUCAUUUAA
Messenger RNA from Beta vulgaris subsp. vulgaris (sugar beet), 1937 nucleotides. RefSeq names its product seipin-2. The transcript has 2 exons. NCBI's taxonomy places the organism in Eukaryota, Viridiplantae, Streptophyta, Magnoliopsida, Caryophyllales, Amaranthaceae. The coding region runs from base 103 to 1617 and encodes 504 amino acids. Gene Ontology annotation, biological process: lipid droplet organization; lipid storage. The record is from RefSeq and is a predicted model, not a curated record. Gene Ontology annotation, cellular component: endoplasmic reticulum membrane.